GUCGCAGCCGUAGCCGCGAGCAUACGGACCGCGACGAUCCCAGCGUCACGCUCAUUGUGAAGGGCAUUGCCUCCACCACCCGGGAGGACGCUGUUACCGGAUCCUUUGCCGCCUAUGCCCAGAUCAAGGACGUGCGCCACUUUGCACGGCGCGGCUUUGCCUUUGUCCAGUUCCACUCGGUUGAGGAUGCCAUCCGCGCCCUGAAUCGUUUUGAGAAAGAAGGGCGGAGUCGUAUCGAUGGCCAGCGUGUCACCGCCAACUUCGCGAAAGAGCGCGAGGAGCCGUUCCGAGAAGGCCGCAAUUUCCUCGUGGCGGAGCGCAACUUCCUGCAGAAGCAGGCAAUUGCCACCGCCGAG
Symbiodinium sp. CCMP2456 is the source of this 356-nucleotide messenger RNA. Lineage: Eukaryota; Dinophyceae; Suessiales; Symbiodiniaceae. The record is from the annotation of a GenBank genome assembly.